Penaeus chinensis is the source of this 5093-nucleotide messenger RNA. RefSeq lists its product as uncharacterized. The record is from RefSeq and is a predicted model, not a curated record. Gene Ontology annotation, molecular function: metal ion binding. Bases 871 to 4044 code for a protein of 1057 amino acids. The transcript has 21 exons. NCBI's taxonomy places the organism in Eukaryota, Metazoa, Arthropoda, Malacostraca, Decapoda, Penaeidae.
UAUAUAGCAGCAGGCAGCCUCAACAGCCAGGUCUUCACAGAGGAACGUCAAACCACCUACCCGAGCCAAGGGUCUUUCCCUGGCACAUCGGCGGAACUCUAGUUUAUCUCUCGACCACGGAUUCGAACGCAGAAGCAUCCAUUAUACACGGGCUUGUAGAGAAGUUGCACACUUGCAAGUCUCUUCUGGCAACCGCGGCGUGACGUCACAUCAGCGAGCUCUCCCUCCUCAUCCCUUAUCCUUCCCCUCUGGUGCUCCUUCGCCAGGAAGUAGCCCGUCUUGACAUCAAGUUCAUGGCCACCCCAGCGCACCGGAGGUCUUGUGCUUAAGCCAUUCCCAUGCGGCACGCCGUCGAAACAGGGCUGAGGUUCUAGCGACGAGACCCUCACCGCCGACCAAGACUCAGACGACAAGAAGUCCUCACCGACGUCAACUCUUCAUCAUCAGUCAUUCGCGACGACGGCACCCUCAACGACAUCGACACAAGCGAACGUCACCGAAUCCAACGACCGUCACCGAGUCAUUCGAAUGUCACGAGACCCAGCCAUCUUGAUCAUCUCAUAACGUGAUUGGGCACCAACGCCCUCGUCGCUGCGGAUAACCGACUUAGAACGAGUUACAACCGAUCGAGACUACGACCCACCCCCUCCUCGAGUGUCGCCACCGACCAACCGACCAGCCGACCACAAGCACCACGCCACCCCGACUCCCCUCGACCCAAGACCGACAACUUUCUUCAACCGACACGCACCGCCCAUCCAGUUCACCGACGCCCCAGAACAUCCCUACCCUCUGCCACGACCGUCACCACACCACUUCCUCACCACAAAUACUGCAGCGAAUCGAGUCACCACCACCAACGGACUCGCCAUGUCUAUCUGCACGCUUACCUUCCUCGCUCUCUGUGUUACAGUAGUGAUGGCGGCCCCAAAACAGCAGGGCGUGAGCACCAACUCCACCGCCCUAUCUUCCAACUAUGAAUUCCUGUGCGAACUGCGAGCCAGCGGGACCAUCCCGGUGGUCAAGUACAGGAGUCGCCGCACGGGCAUGAACGUGGUGAUCGCCAGGGUGGAAGGGCCGGUCGUCAAUGGAUACUUCACCCUUGCAACUGAAGCCCAUGACGAUGAUGGUUUGCCACACACCCUGGAGCACUUGGUGUUCUUAGGUAGUGAAGAAUACCCUUACAAGGGUGUUCUUGAUCUCCUGGCCAACCGCUGCCUCGCCUCAGGAACAAAUGCUUGGACUGAUACUGAUCACACAGCCUACACCGUCCAAACAGCAGGGAGUGAAGGUUUCUUGAACCUGUUGCCAAUCUACGUUGACCAUCUCCUCUACCCUACACUAACCGACUCUGGAUUCAUCACCGAAGUGUACCACAUAACGGGUGAUGGUGAAGAUGCAGGAGUGGUAUAUUCAGAGAUGCAAGCCCGUGAGAACACAGACAGUGACAGAUGCUAUCGUGCCAUGCUCAGAGCCAUGUACCCCCACCCCAGUGGCUACAGGUCUGAGACUGGAGGCAUCAUGAAGAACUUACGGGAAAGCACUUCCAAUCAGAAGAUUCGCAAGUACCACCACGAAUUUUACCGUCCAGAAAACCUCAACAUUAUCAUCACUGGUCAGGUUGAACCAGAGGAAGUCUUUUCUGCUUUGGAAGGAAUUGAACAAAAAAUUCUCAGGAAGGCUGAAGAUAGAGGCGCUUACGUCCGACCAUGGCAGAGCCCCGUGCCACCCAUUGUGGGCUCAGUUGACCAGCUUGUGGAGUACCCAAGUGACACUGAAGAUACUGGUUUGGUCCUUGCUGCUUGGCGAGGACCAUCUGCUGUCUCACAAAUUAAUGAAUUGAUGAGCAUGGGUGUGUUGAUGGAGUACCUCACUCAUUCCUCAGUCUCACCUUUACCAAGUGUCUUUGUUGAAGUGGAGGAUCCUCUUUCCAGCAAUGUUUAUCACAGCUGUUAUGAAAAUUCUGUAUCCACGUGCUACUUUGAGUUCACCGGUGUCCCACGAGAAAAGGUAGACCUAGUGAAGCCAGUCCUGAUGGACACACUCAACAAGAUUGUGUCUGGUACCAUCCCCAUAGACAUGAAUGUUAUGAGGGAUAUCCUCUCCAACCUCAUCUUGAAGCAAGAGAGCCGUUUGGAAACUUCACCUCAUGACACCAUAGCUGACUUUAUCAUUGGAGACUUGCUUUAUGGUCAGCAGUGUAGAGAUCUGGACACAAGGCUGAACAAGAAGCUAUGGUAUGAGCACCUCCUGACCAAAACGGCCGACUGCUGGAUUGGUCUCAUUCGCCAAUACUUCAUAAAUGGCGAUUUGGUGUUGAUUCGAGGUAUCCCAUCUGUACAAGAAGCCACAAGACUUGAUGAGGAAGAAAAAGCAAGAAUAGAAGCAAGAAAGCAACAAAUUGGAGAAGAAGGCUUGAAAAUGUGGCAUGACAGAGUUGAGGAAGCCAAGAAAACCAAUGAGAUUCCUCCUCCUCCUGAGAUGCUGCAGUCAGUCCCAGUUCCAGGAACACACAGCAUCAACUUCCAUCCCCUGCAAGCCUUCAGCAACCAUGGUGAACAAAGAACACACUCCACCAUGAAACAGCAGCCCCAAGCCAACCUUCCACUCCAGCUCAGUGACUUGCCUGUAAAGUUCCAGCUUGACAACCUGCACUCGAACUUUGUAGAGAUGAUUGCUAUUCUCGACACCUCAACUGUGCCUGCGACUCUUCGACCGUACAUCAUGCUCCUGCUAGACCUUAUCUUUGAAUCCCCAAUUCAGCGUGGCAACUCUAUCAUUCCAUACGAAGAAGUUGUCCGUGAAUUGUCUGCAGAUACAAUCUACAGAGACAGCCAGAUUGGCCUUGGUCUUUCAAGUGGCAAGUUCUCUUGUGGACCUUAUUGCACUAAUGCGGUUGUGGUUAUCAAGGUGGAGAUGCCAAAAUACAGGAAGGGAGUACAGUGGUUAAAAGAAGUGUUGUUUGCCAGCCAGCUGUCUGCAGAUCGUAUACGAGUAAAAGCCAACAAACUCAUCAACUCCAUCGGUGAAGCUAAGCGCAGUGGGCCCAAGCUCCUGCAGCUUAUGUUCAAUGAUGUUGUUUUCAAGAAAGAAUCCAACAAAAACCAGCAAAACAUCCUCCGUCAACAGAAGUUCCUUACACAGUUGCUCACUAGACUUGACACGGAAGAGAUGCAGAUCUUGAAGGAGUUAGAAGAGGUGAGAUGCUCCAUGGUAAAUAAAGAUCGUAUAACUAUACACAUGGCAACUGACAUGCAAAAAUUGGCAUCUCUUCAAGAUGUAUUUACCCCAUGGAUGGACUUUGUUCCAAAUGUUGAAACUCCUAAAGAAAAGCUCCUAAACGUGAUCCCAGACAGUGAAUUGCGUUCUAAUGAAGACCUCGGAACCGUGACUGGCUUUUUAACUGGUGUUGGCUCUGUUGAAUCAGCUUACCUUCUACAGUACACCCGUUGUGUCACUGAGCACAGGGACUGGGAUGUUCCUGCUAUACUCACAGCUAUCCAAUACUUGACACAGCUUGAGGGACCGAUGUGGAGAGAAAUCAGAGGUAAAGGACUUGCCUAUUCUUAUAGCAUGACACUGCAGCCAUCAGAAGGUUCUCUCAAUCUAAAGCUAGCCAGAGCAGCUCAGUUGACAAGAGCUUAUGAAGAAGCUCUUAAUAUUUUGAAUUCACACAUCAACGGAUCAACAUCGUGGGACACAAACCUGCUUGAGUCAGCCCGCAGCUCCCUCAUCUACGAGAUCAUUGACAGAGAGGCUGUUGUAUCCGAUGUUGUGCAGCAAUCCCUCCUAGCAUAUUUCCGCAGGGUGCCACAUUCUUACAACAAGGAUCUUAUUGACAAGAUUUCAAGUGUAACACUAGAAGAUGUAAAACGUGUUGCACUGAAGUACUUCACGCCCCUCGUAAAUCCCCAAACCUCUCGAACUGUUAUUGUUUGUCAUCCUUCUAAAGUCAGGGAGACCGAAGAGGAGUUGCGAAAGUUUGGCCAGAACUUGGAAGUAAUUGCCUCGCUUGAGGACAGCAGAUUUGGACACUUAAUCUGAACACUAAAUUAUUAGAAGGGAAAGGAUUUUUUUUUUUUUUUUCUACGUGAUAUUGUUACAACUACAAACUGGUCAUGAGUAAAACUGAUCCUAUUGUUCAUAGCAGCUUUGUUGGAUCUCUUUAUAUGAACUCCUAAAAGUUAAUUUAAUGUCAUGUAGAUUCAUAUUUUUAUUACAUUAUUACUAUUUCCUAUCCAGUCCCCCAAUCCUUAAAUAUAUUUAAAUGAACUCAGGUUUCAGUUACUUUGAAGGAAUUGCUUAUUUGUCACUUUUGAUGUGAUGCAACUGAAGGACAAGCUAAUUAUGCCUCUCCUCUUCCAGAAAAAAGGAAUAAGAUAGUGAUUUAUUGUUUUGUCAUUUUUGGAAGAUAGCAUCAGAGAGAUGCCAAGUUACUAAAUCAUGGAAAGAGAGAUUAAGAAAUUCAUAGAUUUAUAUAUAUAUUUUGCAUUUUUAAACAAGGGCUUCUGACUGUAAGAUAUUUGAAGACAAUAACAGGUUGAAUCACCAAACUUUAAACAGUUGUGCACAAUUUUAUCAAGAGCUUGGCACUAAAAUUAUCUUUAUAUUGCUUACACUGGUAAACAAAAUUACCUGUAGCAGUCACCAGAUCCAGCAUACUUCAAUUGCAUUUAUGUCUUCAAGAUUAGUAUACCCAUGUAUCUUUAUCUUAUUUAUGAGAAGUUUUAAAUAAAUCAUUUUAUAAAAUUUUCACAAGAUGUACUUUGAGUCACCAAUAAAAAAUGUGCUUUCAAAAGGAAAAGGUUGUUACAAAUUAUUAAAUUUUGUUACCAUAUUUUUAUAAGUAGUAUAGUUAUUUUGGUUUACAAUGUUCUUAUAAUUAGCUUGAGCGUAAUAUGUCUUUUUGCUACAAGUAAUUUAUGUAAGAUUUAUUUUAUAUUCUGCUGUAUGCUAAAGUUAGGAAUUAGAAACACCAAGAUAUUUUUUUAUCGGAAUGUCUAUAGAGUAUUAUUAUUUAUCCGUAUCUCUUGAAAUAUUCAGAGACUGUGACUAAGAUCAUUUAUUUGAACUAUUAAACAGUGAUAAAAACA